Molecule: messenger RNA, 945 nt
Organism: Adineta steineri
Lineage: Eukaryota; Metazoa; Rotifera; Eurotatoria; Adinetida; Adinetidae
Source: the annotation of a GenBank genome assembly
AUGUCUUACUCGAUAGUAUUUAAACAUCUUUUUGUCACGCGAAUUCUUAUUGGAUUGAUAGUGGUCUGUGCUGCAGUGGCUACAAACUAUGUUGAUCAACAAAAAAGAGCAGCACUUUCUGAUUUAACAUCAAUCGAGAAACUCAAUCAAGAAUUUAGACACCAAUAUAAGCAAGCAACGGAGGCAUUUUGGCGUUCACAAAUUGAAAAUGGUUCUGUUAUUAUGGUAAACGGGAAUUCAAUUACUUUAUUUCACAAAGGAGUGCCUUCUUCGAGUUCUCAAACAAGUCCAGCGGUUUAUCAUCACUUAAAAAGCAUUGCUCAUAUUCCAAUGACUAUUCGUUUUCUUCUUAUUAAUAAUUCAUCAACUUUAAUGAAUGACACACUGAAACAGUACUGGCAGAAUUUAAAUAAUCUACAAAUUCCCGAGUCGAUACAAUCAAAAGAGAAAGCUUCUGUUGAUCAUAUAGUUUCUGAAUCUCAGAAACUCUUACGAGAAGAAAUGGAUAAAAAAGGUUCAAUUGAUCGAGAGAUGCUAAGAAAUUUCUGUCAAAGUCUCACUCAUGAUCUUACCAUUCUGUUAGAUGCAGCUGCAAUAGCUCAAUUGAAUGAGAUGCAUGAAAUUAUUCAAGAUUGGAUGCGUGAAUACAACUUUGAUCCAAAAGAUCCAUCAUUAAAAGUUCUUAUUAUUGGUCCUCGAGCAGCUCGUGAGAAGAAUUUACAUGCUACUUACUUCGAACGACUUCUUGGCGACGAACGAACACGAAAUAUUGUUUACAUCGAAGAACUAUUCCGAGACGAAGAAAAAGCCAGAUCGAUUUUUUCCAGUUGGUUUUUAGCUAGAGAACUAGGUGAUAGUUUUUUUAAUGAUAAAGACCGAAUGCAUCGUGAUUUACUGAUGACUGAAUCUGCUCAAAAACAUAUCAAUCAACUGAUUGCCUCAUAG